This is a messenger RNA of Taeniopygia guttata (zebra finch), 1962 nucleotides long. The record is from RefSeq and is a predicted model, not a curated record. NCBI's taxonomy places the organism in Eukaryota, Metazoa, Chordata, Aves, Passeriformes, Estrildidae.
UGCUGGCGGCGGCCGCGGGAUGGAGGCGGCGGGAGGCGGCGGAGCCCCGGGCCCGACCCGGGCCCGCCCGGGACAGCCCCAACCCCAACCACAAUCACAACCACAACCACAGCCACAACCACAACCACAACCUCAGCCCAAGGGCCGCGAGCUCUUCCGCAGCCAGCGCAAGGAAUCCGAGGGCUCCGUGGAUUGUCCCAACCUGGAAUUUGAGUACGGGGACGCCGACGACCACAGCGCUGAGCUGGCAGAGCUGUACAGCUACACCGAGGAGCCUGAGCUGAGCCACAACAGGAGAUGCUUCGAGGAGGAUUUUCACACUCAAGUGCCGGGCAGGAGGUGGCUGGAGCUGGACAGGGCUCAGCAGAAGGCCUACGUCAUGCGCCUGCUGGAUGGGCUGGAGGUGGUCAACAGGGACAAGAGGCUCAGAGUAGCACGGGCCAUCCUGUACCUGGCACAGGGUGUCUUCGGGGACUGUGAUAAUGAAGGUGAUGUCCUGCACUGGUCUCGGCACAACAGCUUCCUCCUGUACCAGCUGGGAACCUUCUCUGCCUUCCUGGAGCUUCUCAACAUGGAGAUUGAGAACAGCCAGGCCUGCAGCAGCGCCCUGAGGAAACCGGCCAUCUCCCUGGCCGACAGCACGGAGCUCAGGGUCCUGCUCAGUGUCAUGUACCUGAUGGUGGAGAACAUCCGUGUGGAGCAGGAGACGGAUCCCCCCGAGUGGAAAACCUGCCGGGAGACCUUCAGGAUGGAGCUGAGUUUCCCUGUGCACACUGAGGAGCCCUUUGCUCUGCUGCUCUUCACCAUGGUGACCAAGUUCUGCAGCGGCCACGCUCCGCACUUCCCCAUGAAGAAGGUCCUGCUCCUGCUCUGGAAGGUGCUCCUGUUCACGCUGGGCGGGUUCCAGGCGCUGCAGGCCAUGAAGGUGCGGCGGCGGGAGGAGCUGGGGCUGCCGCCCCUGCCCGAGGACAGCAUCCAGGUGGUGCGGGGGAUGCGAGCGGCCUCCCCGCCCACCUACGCCAUCGAGCUCGUGGAGCAGCAGCAGCAGCAGCAGCAGAAGCAGCGGAGCCACCGCAGCCGCAGGCCCCUGAUGAAGCAAGACAGUUUGGAUAUCUACAACGAGAGAGAUCUCUUCAAGAACGAUGAAGGAGGGGUUGAUGAAGAGGAGAACGAGGACGUGGACAGCGGGAUCGAGGGGGAGCUGGACCUGAUGGAGCGGGACACGAUCAUCCCCGCGAUGCCAGCUCAGCGCCUGCCCAUCGAGAGGGUGUCCUUCCCCAAGGGGCUCCCCUGGGCCCCCAAAGUCAGGUAAAGCCACCUGCUGUCACCGCCAUCGUCCCCAGCCCUGCCUGUCCCACAGUUCCUUGAAGUUUUUUGGGAAGUAUUGGGAAGUUUUUUUAGCCUCUGGCAAGCUGAACUGAAGUGACUUCACUUCUCUUUUUGUCAGGGUUGGUCCUUUCUAGAUUGGCCACUUGCCACGUUUGGUGUGUAAAGCCUUGGGGAAGAGCUCAGCUCAACCCAGCCCAAGGCAAUAAAUGGGCAAACCAACUUAUUGCCUAAUAAGUGGUGAUCUAAUUUUGGAUAUCCCAGGUUUUACUGGGAAGGAGGCUGUGCUGCGGCGCUGUGGGAGCAGGGUCAGCUUUCCCAACCAGGUCCCAGUGGAUCUUGGUAGCACAAAGUCCUUGACUAAUCAUCUUAGGAGCUGGUUAAUGACACCUUGUUGGGUGAGUAGGACCCCUGUGUUGCCAGGUGAAGCCUUUUUUAGUGGCAGAGAGAAACAUCUAAGGAUAAAGGUGUUGGUGCCUUUCCUUCUAAGGCAGCUAUCCACACAUGAAAUGAGGGAAUGUUAGGAAAAGAGGGUGAAAACCUCUGCCCCUUUCCCUCUGAUCCAUGUGAGGCUUUUUUUUUGCUGUUUAUCCCAAGCCUAGAUUUAAUCCAGUAUCUUUAAAACACAGUAGCAAA